This is a messenger RNA of Eimeria necatrix, 2328 nucleotides long. RefSeq lists its product as hypothetical. Gene Ontology annotation, cellular component: nucleolus; nucleoplasm. Bases 1 to 2328 code for a protein of 775 amino acids. The record is from RefSeq and is a predicted model, not a curated record. Lineage: Eukaryota; Apicomplexa; Conoidasida; Eucoccidiorida; Eimeriidae. The transcript has a single exon.
AUGGCGGGGGGAAGCAGCAAAACUGUUUCUGCUGCUGCAGCGGCUGACACAGCCGCAGCAGAGAUCGCCCCUGCGGCGGAUCCCCUGGCUGCCCCAGACACGCAGGCUUCGAACGCCCCAGCAGCAGCAGCAGCAGCAGCAGCAGCAGCAGCGGAGCCCGCAGCAGCGUCCUCUGGGCUGCGGCUGCUGCAGCGCGAAGGUGGAGACUGCCUGGAGUGUCGGCAGCACUUGCUGACAGUGCUGUCUGCUGUAGUGCGAGCGCUAGGGCCAAACCGGCGGCCUUCCUCUGCUGCAGCAGCAGCUUCUGCUGCUGCUGCUGCAGCGGACCGCGCAGCAGCAGCUGCGGAGGCAGCAGCGGACCGCGCCGACGAUGAAGCAGCAGCAGCAGCAGAGGAAGCUGCGAGGCUGGCGGGGAAGGCGGGAGCAGCAGCAGCGCGCGCGAAAGCGGCGGCCGCAGCAGAGGCAGCAGCAGAAGCAGAAGCAACUUUUGCUGCUGCAGCAGACGCAGCAGCAGCAGCAGAACAAACUGAAAUAGAUCAAAUGAAGGGGCUGGCUCCUUUGUCGCUGGAGGAGCUGCAGCUGCUGGCGGAGUCUGCAGGAGACCCCACACAAGCAGCAGUGCUGCUGCAGCACAACGCUGCUGAGCUGCUGCUGCUGCUGCUGCAGCAGUGGGUGCUGCCGGGCCUGGAGACCAUCUCUGCAGCGGAGGAGCAGCAGCAGCAGUGCAGCCACUCUUCUGCUGCUGUUGCAGUCAGCCGGCGUUUGCUGCUGGUCAGCCGCGCAGCAGGGGUUCCUGCUGCUGCUGUUGCUGAGCUGCUGCUGAUGGCAGCAGCAAACCUGAUAUCUGCGCAGCCGGACCUUGAGCACGGGGCAGCAGCAGCAGCAGCAGCGCCGUCUGCUGCUGCUGCUGCACUGGCCGCCGCGCUGCCGCUUGCUGCUGACGUGUUUGCUGCUGCUGUUCUCAGCUGCACAGACGCAGGGGCCCUCAAGGAGGCCUUCAGGGGCCUUGCUGCUGCUCUGAGUCUGCGGCAGCAGCAGCAAACGCAGCAGCAGCAGCUGGCAGACGCGCGCAUGAAGCGGCUGCUGCUGCUGCGCGCAGCACCCACUGCAGCAGCAGCAGCAGAACUGUUCGCCAGGUGUAUGUACGUGCUGCGGCAGGCGCUGCAUGCGCCGCUGCUGGGGGCUUCCACGCAUUGUUUGUCUUUGCUGCUGGCAAUAAGUGACAUAGAUGCAGCAGCAGCAGCAGCUCUCAACGCAGCAGCAGCAGAAGCAGCAGCAAAGGCAGCAGCAGAAGCAGCAGCAGCGGGCGGCACUGCAGCAGCGUGCCCCACUGAGGAGGACAUGCUGGGCGCGCUGCCGCCGCUGCUGGUGCUGCUGCGGCAGCAGCAGCAGCAGCAGCUGCUGCUGCUCGUGUCCAUCGAAAGAGCAGCAGAGCUGCUGCGGACCCCGCUGCUGCCAGCAACUGCUGCUGCUCCUGCUGUUGCUGCUGCAGUGCCGCCGGAAGCGCGGGCGGAGGCCUUCAUGCAGCAGCUGCGGCAGCAAGUGCUGCAGGAGCAGCAGCAGCUCGACGAGGAGAGCAGCAACACUUUGGCCAGUUUGCUGCUGCUCUGCGCAGACUUGCUGAAGGGGGACCCGCAGCUGCUGCUGCAGGGGCCCCCCGGGGGGCCCCCCGACCCCCUGGGCACUGCGGAAAUGCUGGUGCAGAUUUGCUGCUGCAGCUGCUGCUGCUGCAGCAGCGACGGCGCACUCGAAGCAGCUUUGCUGCUGAACUUCGUGCUGCUGGAAAACAACGAAGCUCUGGGGCUGAGUCCUGCGGAGGUGCAGGGCAUUAGCACGCGGCUGGCCAAGCUGACUCACAGCAGCAGCAGCAGCAGCAGCAGCAGCAGCAGCAGCAGCAGCAGCAGCAGCGAGAGCGACGGCGACAAGCAAAGGGCCCAGGCGCGCAGCAGCAAAGCCGCGGCCGCCCCCGCCGGCGGCGAAAGCCUCAGCAGCAGCGCGACAAAGCGCGAAGCCUCGCCAGCAGCAAACGGCAGCAGCAGCAGCAGCAGCAGCAGCAGCAGCAGCAGCAGCGAGGAGGCGCGGGCCAUUGCCCGGCAAGUGCGUGCUGCUGCUGUGGCCUACUUCCGCAGGCUGCUGCAGUCCCCUGUGGGGCCCGACAUCAUUGAAAGGGCGCUGCUGCUGCUGCAGCAGGAGCCGGAGUACAGCACAGAGCCCGAGCGGGGAGCUUCUGUGCUGCUGCUGCUGCAGCACGCGCAGCAGCAGCAGCUCGAAAUCUACAAACCCGAAAUCCAGCAGCUCAUGCGCUCCCUCCGGCAGCACCAGGACUGA